AUGAGCAAAGCGCCCUACGAACACUACGCUCACGACCAUGUGAUUCUCAUGCUCGAUACACCUGAGUUCGAGAACCUACCGACCUGGCUGACGGACAACUUCAACAUCAUCGAAGGAGGAACGCACGCAGGCGGCUCAACACGCAACAAGCUGAUCAUCUUCGCGGACGGGACAUACAUCGAGCUGCUGAACUGGAUCGCCAAGCCAGUGGAAUUCUUCGACUGGGCGGGCAAAGCACCCGGUUUGAUCGACUUCGCGUUGACGUCGACGCAGUCGGCACACGAGGUGUUCGAUGCGGUAAUGAAGCGGCUAGAAUCGUCCUCUUCGUCCUCUUCCUUUGGAGACGGCGGCCUCGGCGUGCGCUUCAAGGACCCGCUCAACGGCGGGCGCAAGCGAAAAGACGGGAAGCAAGUCGAAUGGUACGUGACGAAGCCACGCUUCGACAGCGACGAUGACGGCGCCCCGAAUGUGCCGAGACCGCAGGAAUCGUAUUUUCCAAUGGGAAGGCUUGACACGCCGUUCUUCUGCCACGACGUCACGGACCGCGCGCUACGUGUGCCGUACCUGGAGCCGGGAAUUGCAGACCACCCUUCUGGAGCGAAGGGGAUCCUAAGCGUUGAGGUCGUCGUGCCCCAGAAUAAGCUGGAGAGUUACGCGAAGCUUUACGCGAGCGCCACGGGCUCGGAACCCGAGGCCGCAAAGAAUGACGCCACGACAGCAGUUCGCUUGCGUCUGGCUUCACCUGACCCAGAGGCUUUGAAAGAAGUCCAGGAUCGUGUAGGCAUUGAUCUUCGAAUGCCCGCGGAUGAGGCUGAUGAGCAAUGGAUCCGAGAGCGUGGAGUGGGCAUCAGAGCAUUGAAGAUCUACGUACCUGGCCUGAGCAAGGACAGGCCCCUCGAUGGUACGGGCAUUGGGAGUAGUGUUGUUCUGGUCAGUUAG
This is a messenger RNA of Exophiala aquamarina CBS 119918, 939 nucleotides long. RefSeq lists its product as uncharacterized. NCBI's taxonomy places the organism in Eukaryota, Fungi, Ascomycota, Eurotiomycetes, Chaetothyriales, Herpotrichiellaceae. Bases 1 to 939 code for a protein of 312 amino acids. The transcript is spliced from 2 exons. The record is from RefSeq and is a predicted model, not a curated record.